Molecule: messenger RNA, 1568 nt
Organism: Manihot esculenta (cassava)
Lineage: Eukaryota; Viridiplantae; Streptophyta; Magnoliopsida; Malpighiales; Euphorbiaceae
Product: phosphoribosylformylglycinamidine cyclo-ligase, chloroplastic
Exons: 8
Coding region: 124-1314 (396 amino acids)
Biological process (GO): adenine biosynthetic process; 'de novo' IMP biosynthetic process
Cellular component (GO): cytosol
Molecular function (GO): phosphoribosylformylglycinamidine cyclo-ligase activity; phosphoribosylamine-glycine ligase activity
Source: RefSeq, a predicted model, not a curated record
AAUUUUUGUACAAGGCCCUAACGCCUCUCCUGCUAUUCUUUACGCAUUCCCGCCCCUCGCCUCCACUAUCUUUCUCUUUCUCCCACCUGCACAGCGCGCCUUUAUUCCCACUCCCUGGUUGCGAUGACGACCGCCGUCGCUGCAAACGCAGAAAUAUCGCGUGUUUUCACGACGUCGACCAGACCGUCUUCUAUUAAACCCAGAGCCAUCCCACCUACUAUAGGUGGUUGCUCAUUUAACCGCUUAUCCUGGAGAUUUCCGCUUCUAUCUGCCCCCACCACAAGCAAGAGCCGUGUAUUUUCUAUGUCCAAGGAAAAUGACGGUAGAAGCGCUGAUGAACCUGGAGGGCUCACUUAUAAGGACGCGGGUGUGGAUAUAGAUGCUGGCUCUGAACUUGUCAGGCGAAUUGCAAGGAUGGCACCUGGAAUCGGAGGAUUUGGGGGUCUUUUCCCUCUUGGUGAUUCAUACCUUGUUGCCGGCACAGAUGGAGUAGGAACUAAACUUAAACUUGCAUUUGAAACUGGAAUCCAUGAAACUAUUGGAAUUGAUCUGGUUGCAAUGAGUGUAAAUGAUAUUGUUACUUCUGGUGCAAAACCAUUAUUUUUCCUUGAUUAUUUUGCCACAAGCCGCCUUGAUGUUGACCUUGCUGAGAAGGUCAUAAAAGGCAUUGUUGAUGGAUGCCAACAAUCUGACUGCACUCUUUUAGGGGGAGAGACUGCAGAAAUGCCAGAUUUCUAUGCAGAUGGUGAAUAUGAUCUUAGUGGUUUUGCAGUUGGCAUUGUUAAGAAGGACUCUGUAAUUGAUGGGAAAAACAUUGAGGCUGGAGAUGUUCUCAUUGGUUUGCCAUCUAGUGGAGUCCAUUCUAAUGGAUUUUCUCUUGUAAGAAGGGUUCUGGCUAGAAGUGGUCUUUCUUUGAUGGACAAACUUCCUGGUGAAGACAUUACAUUAGGGGAAGCUUUGAUGGCCCCAACUGUUAUAUAUGUCAAGCAGGUCCUAGACUUCAUUAGCAAGGGAGGUGUAAAAGGCAUAGCCCACAUCACUGGUGGUGGUUUUACAGACAAUAUGCCUCGAGUUUUUCCAGAAGGCCUUGGAGCUGUUAUUUACAAUAACUCCUGGGAUGUCCCAACUGUGUUCAAAUGGAUCCAAGAGGCUGGAAGAAUAGAAGAUGCCGAGAUGAGACGGACUUUUAACAUGGGCAUCGGCAUGGUUCUAAUUGUGACUAGAGAAGCAUCUCGCCGAUUACUUGAGGAUGGACGUUAUAAAGCAUAUCGCAUUGGUGAAGUUGUAAGGGGUGAAGGAGUGAGCUAUAACUAAAACAUGCAAAUCAUGGCAAGCGUUUUCCCUUAGAUGAGAAAUCAGCAAAUUUUAGCUUUUUUUGUCAAUGUAACUUGUAAUGUUGUAUGGAUAUGUUUCCCUUUAGAGCCUGUAACAUUGCCUCAAAAAAAGUGAACUGGAGACGUAAGUUGCAGCCAUUUACCGGCAUGGCUUUUUUUUUAUUACUGGAUAUCGUGGAAAAUACAACAGUCGAUUUUCAAUGUUGUAAAAGUUCAAAUAAUUUUUGGUUUCAA